AUGGCUGCCGACAAGGAAUUCACCCUCAAGGAGGUUGCUGCCCACAGCACCAAGAAGGAUCUCUACGUGGUCAUCCACGAGAAGGUCUACGACUGCUCCUCCUUCAUCGACGAGCACCCUGGCGGUGAGGAAGUCCUGCUCGAUGUCGCCGGUCAAGACUCUACAGAAGCCUUUGAGGACGUCGGACACAGUGAUGAAGCCCGUGAGAUCCUCGAGGGUAUCCUAGUCGGCACCCUCAAGCGCAUGCCUGGCGACCCAGCCCCAGCCGCCGCUCCUACGACCACCACAACCGCAUCCGGCUCCAGCGACUCUACUGGCCUCGGAGUCGGUCUCUACGCAAUCGUUCUAAUCGGCGCUGCUCUCGCCUACGGUGCAUACCAGUACAUGGCAACCCAGCAAGCACAGCAGCAGGCAUAG
Messenger RNA from Arthroderma uncinatum, 417 nucleotides. Its product is annotated as Cytochrome b5. The transcript has 3 exons. Bases 1 to 417 code for a protein of 138 amino acids. Gene Ontology annotation, biological process: sterol biosynthetic process. Lineage: Eukaryota; Fungi; Ascomycota; Eurotiomycetes; Onygenales; Arthrodermataceae. Gene Ontology annotation, cellular component: endoplasmic reticulum membrane; intracellular membrane-bounded organelle. Gene Ontology annotation, molecular function: heme binding. The record is from RefSeq and is a predicted model, not a curated record.